Messenger RNA from Bufo bufo (common toad), 1893 nucleotides. It is a transcript of the gene SHC3, whose product is annotated as SHC adaptor protein 3. The coding region runs from base 1 to 1893 and encodes 630 amino acids. Gene Ontology annotation, biological process: intracellular signal transduction; cell surface receptor protein tyrosine kinase signaling pathway. The record is from RefSeq and is a predicted model, not a curated record. Gene Ontology annotation, molecular function: receptor tyrosine kinase binding. The transcript has 12 exons. Lineage: Eukaryota; Metazoa; Chordata; Amphibia; Anura; Bufonidae. Gene Ontology annotation, cellular component: plasma membrane.
AUGCUUCAACGUACCAAGUAUAACCGCUUCAAGAAUGAAUCUGUGACACCGGUCGAUGAUCUUUUGCACAACCUGUCCACGAACGGUAAAGCCUCUACAGUCGCCGGUAACCCAGCUACAAUUCCGUGCCUGGUUCCGACCACAGACUUACAAAAGGACCAGGAAGAUGGACCCACCUCUCUCUGUACAUUUAUUCACAAAGUGUCUCACAUGAAACUCUCCAGCACGGGCAGCCUGUUGGGUAUAAAAAACCUGUCCUCUGCAGUAAAGGAGCUUGCUGGUUCCAAGUUACAGGGUAGCGCUCCUGCUCUUAGUGCAGCAGCAGGGGCUUCCGACAACACAUGUAACCUUGUCUCUACCCCUCCGUGUUCUCAGCAGGACGUGAGCAAGAUGAGCACAGGGAAAAAAACACGAUCGGAAGAAAUGCAUCUGGGAGGUGAAGAUUGGAAUCAAAGUAGCAGCUUCGUCAAUAAGCCUUCUCGAGGAUGGCUGCACUCGAAUGAGAAGAUUCAGGGACCUGGAGUGACGUACAUUGUGAAGUAUUUGGGAUGCAUAGAAGUUUUACGCUCCAUGAGAUCUCUAGAUUUCAACACAAGAACACAGAUAACAAGAGAGGCUUUUAGCAGAGUAUGUGAAGCUGUCCCUGGCACCAAAGGAAUAUUCAAGAAAAGAAAGCCAGCAAAUAAAAUCCUCUCUAGCAUCCUUGGAAAGAGCAACCUCCAAUUUGCGGGAAUGUGUAUAACGCUGAAUAUAUCUACGACCAGCUUAAAUAUGAUGACUCCAGAUUCAAAACAGAUUAUAGCAAACCACCAUAUGCAGUCCAUUUCCUUUGCAUCUGGCGGUGACCCGGAUGCUACAGACUAUGUUGCUUAUGUGGCAAAAGAUCCUGUUAAUCGUCGAGCUUGUCACAUUCUGGAAUGUAGUGAUGGACUGGCUCAAGAUGUCAUCAGCACUAUAGGCCAAGCAUUUGAACUCCGAUUCAAACAAUAUUUGCAGUGCCCUUCUAAGAUGCCUGCAUUUCCUGACAGAAUGCAAAGCUUAGAUGACCCAUUAUGGGUAGAUGAAGAUGGGGCUUCAACAGAACCUCAAUAUUACAACAGUAUUCCAAAUAAAAUGCCACCUCCAGGAGGGAUUAUUGAUGAGAGACUUAAAGCUCAGCAUCCAAAUCAAGGAGAUAACUCCCAGUUUAUGACCUCUGCUGGAAUAGAACAAACAUAUUACCAAGGUCGUCAUCUGGUUGAUAAGUCUAAUGAAAACUUUCAACAAGCUAUAAAAAGGCAAGCUUCUUUGGACAUAUACAGUGUUCCAGAAGGAAAGUUGACAGCUAAUCAUGGAAGCAAUGCACCCACAUAUGUCAACACCCAACACAUGAACAAGAAAAUGCUAGGAGCUCUUCAGCGAAGUGUAGAUGGAAUGUUUUGUGGAUCAGUGGACAGCUGCAAGGAUAUAAGUCCUAGAAAAGAUCUAUUUGAUAUGAAACCAUUUGAAGAUGCUCUGAAGAACCAGCCCAUGUUACAUAAAGAUGCUUCAGUAGACUGCUCCAGUCCAUUGUUAUCCAGAGCUGCCAUUUUAACUAUUAAUGAAGAACUGAAAUCAGAAACCUGGUAUGUUGGGGAAAUGUGUAGAAAAGAAGCAGAGAAACUACUUAAGAAGGAUGGUGAUUUCCUUGUCAGAAAAAGCAUCAAUAAUCCUGGUUCUUAUGUGCUAACUGGCAUGCAUAAUGGUCAAGCCAAACAUCUUCUUCUGGUAGAUCCUGAAGGCACAGUUAGAACUAAAGAUCGUGUGUUUGAUAGCAUUGGUCAUCUCAUCAAUCACCACCUGGAAAACCAUGUGCCCAUUGUAUCCUCCGGAAGUGAAUUAUGCUUGAAACAGCCAGUGGAGGGGAAGCCUUGA